Dreissena polymorpha is the source of this 2929-nucleotide messenger RNA. Its product is annotated as putative leucine-rich repeat-containing protein DDB_G0290503. The record is from RefSeq and is a predicted model, not a curated record. Gene Ontology annotation, molecular function: serine-type endopeptidase inhibitor activity. Lineage: Eukaryota; Metazoa; Mollusca; Bivalvia; Myida; Dreissenidae. The transcript is spliced from 5 exons. The coding region runs from base 91 to 1794 and encodes 567 amino acids.
AGGAGGUUCAUACGGGGAGCUUUGGACCGUGGCGCCGUUUCACACUCGUAUAGUUAUCGCAAAACUUUUAAGUCGAUCAUUUGAUGACAUAUGAGUAUGCAAGUUGGCACAACUAUGGCAAAAUAUAAACUUAUUACAAUUCGUGUGACAGUUUUGUUGUGUUUUGCGCCUUUCCUGUUGGGAGUCACCUCCGCGGACUCGAGUUUGGAAAUUAUUAAGCACGAGGAUGCGGAAGAGGGCGUUGACAAAAGACCUGGCGCGGCUUCUUCAAUCCCCGAUGCAAACGAACACACACACGAAGCGCUUCCCCUCUAUCCGAAAGCCCCAACAAUAAACCAACUUCAAACGGUCAAAGAAACUCGGGAAUCAGAAACAGUCGAUGCUGUCAUUCAGGAAGGGUUGCAGACUCACGUUGCUACAGCAAAUUACGAAAACUUCUUGCCAGAAGAAGAUUUAGAUGGAACUAUCUUUCCAGAUGAUAAUGGAGGUGUUGUUGUAGAGAACGUUGAAGCUCACUUGCAUCCUUCGACUGCCAAGUCAGUUGAUGGAAUUAAAGAGCAGGUACAAGAAAAUCCACGAGAAUCAGAAACUCUCAAUAAACUAUCGCAAAAUGCUCUUCGAGAAGGUAUCGAGUCAGUAAUUGACAGCAUGUCGGUCGAGAAAAAAGAAGAAAGGACAAAUAAAAUAAAUGAAAUCGAACACGUUGUGGAGUUAGAAACAGAAAAGGAAAUAUCUGGACAGGAAUAUGGUCUCAUUCUCUUAGAAAACGAACGUGAAAGCCAGAUAGUCUCACCUGAUGUUCAAAAUAAACAAACUGAAGUAGAAGAGGAGGUCCAUGCUAAAGAGGAAAUAGUUUUGGGUGCGAUUCAUUCGGAGCGUGACAUUAAAAAAAUGACAGAUGUCGAUUUAUUAAAUGAGCAAAAUAUAAAUGGAACAGAUAGCGAGGCUGGAAAAAAUGAAGAACAUAUAAAUAAAAAGGAAACUUUGGAUCAAACAGUAAAUGAGAAGGACCAUCUGAAGACAGAACCAGAACUUAACUUUGAUAUAGUCAUGGUUGAAAAUGAACAUGAGGGAGCGAAUUUGUUAAGCAACUAUUACACGGGCCUUUCAGAUCAUUAUCUCAAAGAACACGAAGAAAUAAUACUCAGUGAAAGUACAAAAAAUGUUUAUAAAAUCGUUAACAACAAUGAACAAGCUAAUGAAGACAUAGGCGAAAUCGUUUUCCAGGAAUGGCACCCAGUUGAACAUCGAAGUGGAAGCGCAAGCGAUCGUGGCGUUUUUACAGACUCGGAAUCUCAUAAACAUGUCGAUGUUGAAGAAUUAGACGUAUCAUAUAUCGAAGAGAAUGACCAAGAGCAAGAGAGGCGUCAAGAAAUGGACCAGGAACACGAAGAAGCUCAGCCAGAAGAAGAUAUGCAUAACAAAAUUGACGGAAGAAAUAUUAAAGAACACGAGGAGAAUGGGCUGCGUAUUGCAGAAGAGCAACCGGAGGAAGAGUCUGCACAUGUACAAGAAUUAUCAGUAGAUGUUGAGGUUCCCGGUACAUUUGAAGAGAUACAAGCGAAACCAGUAGAAAGAGCGAACGAGACGGACGUCAGCCAGUAUCCCGCAGAACACGCAGUAUGUUUCUUACCACCAAAAUCCGGCUUUUGUAAAGCUUACUUCGUCAGGUUCUUCUUCAAUACAAAGACAGCGGAAUGCGAGAAAUUCGUGUAUGGCGGUUGUGGAGGCAAUGCCAACAACUUUUUAACUCUGCAGGAUUGCAUGAAAGCCUGUACCAUUGUGUCAACGUGAUGAGUGUGCCUAGUACUUUGAUUCUGCUAUAGAAACGUGAUUUAUUUUAUUGGGAAGAUUUCCCAGUAUAUUACAAAUGACAUGCAUUACCACUUUACCUCUGAAUGAUAAAUAAAGGUAAACGUUUUUGAAACACGUGUUUCAUAUAACAGUAAACUGUAUUUGUACGAACAGGGACGUUAAACGAAAACAUGAGCCUGAAAAUGGAUCUAUGUCAAAAUGGCGUACAAUCGUAAAAAAUUGGAUUUUGCCAUCGUGAUACAUUCAUUUACUCUACAUUUCAUACUCCAUGUGGUUAAAUUUUUUAGUGCAGUCAUUUCUUUUGAACCGAACAAAAAACAUACAUCAAUUGUUGAAAUUAGGACAGAAAAAAACAUAAAUUUUUAUUAAAUUUUAUUUACACCAUACACAGGCAAAUCCGUUCUUUAAUACUCAUUAACUGUACACGUAUAUUUUGAGAAGCCUUUGAUGUGGUAAUUGUAAGUAUAAAACUGAGUCUGUAUUGAAAAUAUUUUUUCUCAUAGAAAUCAGAAAGAAGUGAGUGUGUACGUGUGAGUGUUUAUUGUGUGCAAAUACAAAGGAGAUGUAUCACAUUUUUCAAUUUACAUUAAUUAGAUAAAAUUAUUAAUGUUCAAUUAUUUUCUCCGCAUUUGUUCUACGCUGUUUUGAACUCAUUUCAAACUGAAAAUGAAACAAGUCAACAAAGUGCACAAACCGUGUUUUUUUGUGCAAAAUUAAUAUAUUUUAGGAGAUUGUGAGAAAUUGUGCAAUAAAGCAGGUGGAUAACAAAUCGUCGUAAAAAUAAGGUAUACUAGUCUGUUUUUACAGGCAAUUUUGUCUGAAGAUGGAGCCCAAAUUAUCCACAAGCAAAAAUCAGGCGAAAUAAGAAUUCAUAAAUAUUUUUAAGACAAUGUGACAUAAGAUAUUAUCAUUUAUUUCGGUGCAAGUAAAAUUGAUUAUUAAAAUUCAUUAAAUUGAAGUAUUUACAAAUUGGCUAUGACAUGUUUUAGGUUAUUAUUUUUGUUAUAAAUCCUCAUGUAUAUCUUGUUACAAAUGAUAAUUUUGUGUUUUUGAUUGUAGACUAUUUUUAAUAAAUUGUUAUUAAUUAACAUAUGCAAUAAAUUGUUAUGAAGUA